AUUAACUUACAAGUUAGAGUGUCGAAUCCCUGGAAACCAAAGAAAAAUGACUACUUGUUCUGCUCCUGAUUGUGGUAAAGAGACCAGCUCUUUGUUGAAGUGUCCCAUCUGUCUUAAACAGGGACUUACCUCGGUGUUUUGUGAUCAACAGUGUUUCAAGAGAAGCUAUGCAAUGCACAAGGCUCUGCACCAGAAGCCAGGUGUGGAUUCGUACGAUCCGUUCCCAAACUUCCCAUUCACAGGUGACUUGAGACCGGCAUAUCCGUUGAGUGCCCGCCGUGAAGUCCCAGACACCGUGGUGUUGCCAGAUUACGCUGCUGAUGGUAAGCCAACGUCGGAGAUCUUGAACGAUAGAACAACAAAGAUCCCGAUCUAUACGGAGGAUGAGUUGAAGAUCAUCAAGCAAGUUGCCGAGUAUGGUAGAGAGAUCUUGGACGCUGCUGCUGCUCUUGUGAAACCAGGCAUCACCACUGACGAGAUUGACCAGGUUGUUCACGAUGAAACGAUAAAGAGAAACUCCUACCCAUCUCCUUUGAACUACUACAACUUCCCAAAGAGUGUGUGUACCUCUGUGAACGAAGUCAUCUGUCACGGUAUCCCGGAUAAGAGACCUUUGAAGGAUGGCGACAUCGUCAACAUUGAUAUCUCUGUUUACUUCAACGGGUACCAUGCAGAUUUGAACGAGACGUACUACGUCGGUACACCAUCUAAGGAUGCAAUCAAUGUUGUUGAAACUGCAAGAGAAUGUCUGGACAAUGCCAUUGCGGCUUGUAAGCCAGGCGUUGCCUUCAGAUCCCUAGGUGAUAUCAUUGAAAAGCAUGCAAAGCAAAACGGGUGUUCUGUCGUCAGAUCCUUCUGCGGCCACGGUGUUGGUAAAUUCUUCCACUGUGCUCCACAGGUGGCUCACUAUGCAAGAAACAAAUCGCCAGGUAUUAUGAAGCCAGGUAUGGUGUUCACUAUUGAGCCAAUGAUCAACCUGGGUACUUGGAGAGAUACAACAUGGCCCGACGAUUGGACUGCAACAACUGCCGAUGGCCAAUUAAGUGCUCAGUUCGAGCACGAACUGCUCAUAACAGAAAAGGGAUGCGAAGUUUUGAGUGCUAGAAAGCCUACAAGUCCAGGUGGUCCAGUUAAAAGAAAGUAGACCUUGUAUAUAGUACACUUCACAGCUCCAGUCAUUUACAACCUGAAAGUUGUCAUGAGCGAGCUACCUCCCAUUCUCCCUUAUCGGGUGAUCAAAUACACGGUUAUCUGCC
Molecule: messenger RNA, 1256 nt
Organism: Williopsis jadinii
Lineage: Eukaryota; Fungi; Ascomycota; Saccharomycetes; Phaffomycetales; Wickerhamomycetaceae
Gene: MAP1
Product: methionine aminopeptidase MAP1
Exons: 1
Coding region: 47-1144 (365 amino acids)
Biological process (GO): proteolysis
Molecular function (GO): metalloaminopeptidase activity
Source: RefSeq, a predicted model, not a curated record